AUGGGAGAAGAUAGUGCCGCAAAGAGGACUUAUUUGAGACAACCGAAAGGAUGCCGACCGGUCGGACGCCACAGUGGCUGGAAGGAGCAGGCUCAGGACCGGGAGGAGUGCCAGAAUCUGGUGUCGGAGGCCAAGACCCAUUUAGGGUCACUGCGCCACCGAAAGUCGGAAUACGCGCGCAUGCCACCCCUGUUUCAGUACGACAACUACGAGUCAUGCUUGAGGCGUCCGGGAGGCCUCUACUGCACCACCAAAUUUGACUUGGUCGCUGAUGAACCUAACGAAUUGUAUGACCUUAUACAGGAAUAUUCUUCGUACUGGAAAAUCAAUUUCAAUCACUCGCGACUACAAUACGGAAUAUGCGUCACGGAUACCUGCAAAGACUUUUACAAUAACAAUACAACGUCAGACGUAAAACUGGCCCUUGAGGGAUACCUCAACAAAACUUUCUACGACAAAUAUAGACUCCGUACUAGAGUCAAAGAUUCAACUGUAUGUACUAGUACUGAUGAGCCCAAGAAUAUAGACAGCGGAGACAUUUUUGUAGCUGUUAUAUGUUUGUUAAUAUUGUUGCUUAACAUUGCCGGAACCCUUUACGACGUCUAUUGGAAGACAAACAAGAGCCAGGAAGGCAACAAAUUUCUGGAAUGCUUUUCACUCCAGCGCAACUGGCAAUGUUUUUUAAGUUCCACUGGAGCAGAGGGACGGCUCAAGGCACUAGACGGUGUUCGGUGCGUGAUCAUGUUGCUGGUGCUACUAUCUCACUCUGCAAUGCCUGUGUAUUUUAACUCUGAUAAUCCACAUUUCUUAGAAAAUCUGUACCAGAACGAGUUAAUUCAAAUUGUAUCAAAUGGGUCGCUCGUGAUGCAGGUCUUCUUUAUUAGCUCUGGAUUCUUACUAGUCUACAACAUGGAGCAUUUGACGGAUCAGCUCAAAAUUUGGUGGAUUAUGCUUCCAAAGGGAAUUCUAUUAAGAUGGCUGCGACUCAUGCCACCCUACGCCUUCGUUUUAGCCAUCACCGCUACAUGGAUGCGAUUUGCGGGAUCGGGUCCGCUUUGGCAGGAUGUCGUUACUUCCGAGGCGAAUGAUUGCAAGCGAGACUGGUGGUACUUUUUACUUAACGUCAACAAUUACGUCGACUCUACUUCUUGUAUGAUAGAAUUUUGGUACGUUGCAGCAGACUUCCAGCUGACGAUAGUAGGGCUGAUGACAUAUCUGAUGGUCCCUAAGAGUGGCCGCAUUAUAGCUUUCUCGAUACUCUUCAUUAUAGGCCUCUUCACCCCUGCUGUCACUACGUACAUGCUGAACCUGGACCCUGUGCUUGUUCCAUCUCCUGAGGCUUUGCGCAGCAUUUUCAAAAACGACAGUGUCAUGAACCACGUGUAUAAGCGUGCACAUACCAACAUAGCAUGCUAUGCUAUGGGCCUUAUAUCUGGCCUGAUGGUCUACCGCUGGCAGAAAACCGGCUUGGACUUCCAUAAGUUUAUUAAAAACCGUUACUUGUACUAUGCGCUAUUUCCUACAAUGCUCGCCAUCUCUCUGUCCGGCUCCGCAUUCUACUGGAACGAUUACUCUCGUCUCGUGCGGGCCAUCUACGGGACGCUAGUCAAGCCCAUCUUUGGUGCCGCCAUAUGUGCCAUGAUAAUUGCCAUGUUCUUCAAGUAUGAGGGCUUCUACCGCGGUAUAUUGGAAUGGAGCGGGUGGAGCGUGCUGUGGCGGCUAGCAUAUUGCGCGUACUGCCUUCACUUCACCGUCAUCCGCGGUAUCGCCGGAUCAUCUACUAGGCUCACAGGCACCUCUAUAAUGGAACUGGCCCAAGUACUAGCAACACCGGUAGUACUCAGCAUUCUGUUGGCAGUACCUCUGUGGUUGUUCGUGGAAGCGCCGUUCGGGCAGCUCGUUAGACUUACGAUUAGGUACGGAGGAUACGAAGGAGCUGGAAGCAAUAGCAAAGAAAUAUAUGAGAGUGAAAAAUACUACCUUAAAAAUGAAGAUGAAAAAACAAAGACUGUUGUUAAAUCAUGAAUAUACGAUUAAUUUAUUGCAAUGCCAUGUUUUGAUUCGUCAUCAAUAACUGCACCCGUAGCAUGGCUACGCAUGAUAGUCGCGACGCGCGCGACUAUCUAAAUUAGAUCUAAUAGAGACAGCCAAUAGCGCGCGCUUAUUUCAAUUUUAUCGCACGCGCGCCCCGUGCUACGGGGGCAGGUCUCUGCUAUAUA
This is a messenger RNA of Hyposmocoma kahamanoa, 2219 nucleotides long. Its product is annotated as regulator of hypoxia-inducible factor 1-like. Gene Ontology annotation, molecular function: acyltransferase activity, transferring groups other than amino-acyl groups. NCBI's taxonomy places the organism in Eukaryota, Metazoa, Arthropoda, Insecta, Lepidoptera, Cosmopterigidae. The record is from RefSeq and is a predicted model, not a curated record. The transcript has 14 exons. The coding region runs from base 1 to 2025 and encodes 674 amino acids.